Messenger RNA from Aspergillus chevalieri, 1059 nucleotides. RefSeq lists its product as uncharacterized. Bases 1 to 1059 code for a protein of 352 amino acids. The transcript has 3 exons. Lineage: Eukaryota; Fungi; Ascomycota; Eurotiomycetes; Eurotiales; Aspergillaceae. The record is from RefSeq and is a predicted model, not a curated record.
AUGGAUUCGGCUCUGUUGUCUCAACCGGCGCCGUCGCAUUCGAACACCACUGCGGCUUCCACCCGCCAACGAAUCCUGUUCGAUUCACUCAACACCACUCGCAAUGAGACAAAUACACAUAUCGACAGCGAAAGACCUUAUACGGCGAUAGAGGAUACCUCUGCUGGUCAGAGAUCCAACGGUCGUCGGGAUCAUGGAUUAUUCAGAAAUCGCGCUGAGCGUCUGGCAACCAGGAUACCUAUGCUGUCGCGAACUGAACCAGCCGGCUCCCAGUACUCGCCUGGCAGGUCGUACGUCCAGAUUGAUAUGCAGUCGGUAGCGACAGAGAACCAUUGGGGUGAUAGGGCACCAUCGUCAUCGAAUGGAGCUUCAAGAGAAAGAGAGCGUACUGAGAGAGCGCAUGACAGACGGUCACGGAGAAGGCAGGAAGAACAGCCCGUACUUCACGAACGGUCAUGUUCCUCUAUUCUCAAAGCAAACCAUCUCCGAAGGAAGCUGUUCACCUUGGCCACGGCCGGUCUGUUCUUCAUCAUCGUUCUCGCCAUCUAUGUUGCUUUCACCGCGUCUCAUGCAAAGAUGGGACGGGAACUCCAUAUCCUUUUGAUCUUCAUGCUUUUGAUCCUUGCGAUUGUAUUCUGCCACUCGUUUGUCCGGUUUGUUUUGGCCAUCGCCCGAGGGCCUACCAACAGGAGUCGCAUUCCAAGUCGAUCAGGGCCCCGGGGAUACGCUGAGCCAGAUCGGCCGAUUCCCGUUGUCCUUGCAGCCGAUGAGGAGAUUAUGGCUGAAGGUGCCCGUGAGAAACUCGCAAGUCCGCCUCCGGCAUAUGGACUCUGGAGGAGCAGUGUGAGAAUCAAUCCCGACCUGCUGUACUGGCAACGCGUAAACGAGUCAUCAGCACCUCGAAGAACCCCAAGCGGAAAGGUCACAAAUCAACGACCCCCGAGCUAUGCGUCCGACGAUGGUGUCGAUUACGUGGUCGAGGCACAACCACGAUCGUUUGUGCCGAAUCGAGGGCAGCCCGGCCCAAGUCGCAUUCCUGAGAUCUCGGAACUUCCAUAA